GCCCGGCCAGCCCUUGUCCCCGCCCCGGCCUCCUCCUCCUCCUCCUCCUCCUCCCGCCGCCAUGUGGGGCCGGCGGGGGCGCUGGGCCGGGCGCGGCGGCGCGGAGGAGCUGCGGGCCCGGCGGCGGGAGCGAGAGGCAGCUCUCAGGAGAGCCCGGCGGCAGGAGCAGCUGGUCAGCAAGCGGCUCCUGCGGGAGGACAGCGCGGCAGAGGAGCGUGGACGGGAUGGCGCAGAGAUCGUGCCGGACCCUCUCUCGGAGGACGAGGUUCUUGAGCUGCUCAGAGGCGUGCAGAGAGGUUCAGAGGACAGGAAAAGAUCGCUCAGCCGCCUCCGCCACGCUCUGCAGAACAAGGACACUCAGCAGAAGUUUGUCAGGCUGGUCGGCAGCAUCCGGACGCUCGUGGGGCUCUUCACCAGCAGCCUGGCUGACGUGCAGAUGGAGGCCGCGCGCUGCCUGCACGAGCUGUCCCACUCCAGCGACCCCGCUGUGGCCGAGGCCUGUCUGCCAGUGACCUCCUAUCUCCUCACCUACCUCUCGGGACACAGCGUUGAGUUCACAGAGCUGUGUUUGUACACGCUGGGGAACCUGGUGGUGGAAAGCGAAGCUGUGAGGAAGCAGCUUCUGCCUCAGGGCAUCAUUCCGGUGCUGGCGUCCUGCAUCCAGUCCCCGCACGAGGCGGUGCUGGAGGGUCUGGGUUACGUCCUCUCGCAGCUGCUCCAAGCCAAGGAGGCCCCCACAGAGAUCGUACCCUUGGUCCUGGACUCUGUGCUCCCCCAGCACAUGCUGCGACUGGUUUGUUCUGGUCUCAAGGCUGGGACAGGAGCAGCCGUGGAGUUUGCGUGGUGUCUCCACUACAUCGUUUGUAGCCACAUAGCCGAUGCGGCACUGCUGUCCCUGGGCACCCUGCCUGCCCUCACCACGCUCCUGCUCGACCUGGCUUCCGAAAUCCCCCUGGAUGCUCCCGAGGGCCUGGAGCUGCUCGUCUGCCCAGUGCUGCGGUGCCUCAGCAACCUGCUGGCGGGGGACACGGGCUGCCAAGGCCAGAUCCGGGACGAGCGCCUGCUGGUCGCCCUCUUCCUCAUCCUGCAGAGCUUCCUCCAGCAACAUCCCUUCAUUGUCCAGGAGGGUCUGUGGCUGCUCAACAACCUCACAGCAGACGAGCCCUUCUUCUGCUCUGCGCUGCUCGCCCUGGACUUGCUCCCGGCCCUGCUGCAGCUCCUGCCGUGCUCCCCGAUGGCCGCUGAGUUGGUCCUGACGGUUCUGUGCAAUAUCGCAGAGAAGGGCCCAGCCCUGUGCCGGCAGCUGCACCAGGCUCUGCCCCUGCUGCUGCCCGCGCUGGCACUGCCCGACCCCCAGGCCGUGGGGCAGGGCCUGGAGCUGCUGCACCUCCUCUUCCUGCACUGCCCGGAGGUGGCUGCCGAUUUCAUCAGGCAAGGCGGGCAGCAGGCCCUGGAGCAGCACCAGAGCAGUCCAGUGCUCCAGGAGCGGGCGCGAGCACUGCUGGACAUGGCCAGGCAGCCCCCGGGAGCAUCUGCCACCGGUCCCGGCCACAGCACAGUGUCUGCCUUCCCCUAGGCCUCCCGGGGGAGCAAAGCGUUUGUUCCCUGUGUCCAGCUUUCCGAGGGCUGCUCAGGGCUCUGACCGCCAGCAGCAGCGCGCAGGCUGCCCCACGCGUCCCCGGAGCUCGGUGCGGCCGCAGAGCCGAGCUGCAGCCGGGCCACGGUGCUGGGCGUUGGUGGUGAACAAACCUGCCGUAUCAGCCCCUCCCUCAGCAGCUACUUUGGGCGUUAAACCCAACACACGAAGCCCAGGGUAAGCACGUUGCAUUUAUACAAUUGAUAAGUUAAAGAGACACGUUACACAGUAAAGAUCAUCAGUCAUGUCUUCAGCACA
Columba livia (rock pigeon) is the source of this 1894-nucleotide messenger RNA. It is a transcript of the gene TMCO6, whose product is annotated as transmembrane and coiled-coil domains 6. Gene Ontology annotation, molecular function: protein binding. The coding region runs from base 62 to 1576 and encodes 504 amino acids. Lineage: Eukaryota; Metazoa; Chordata; Aves; Columbiformes; Columbidae. The transcript is spliced from 12 exons. The record is from RefSeq and is a predicted model, not a curated record.